CAUGUGUGCGGGCGAUGGGUCAUGGGACUCCUGAUAAUAUGAACUGGGCUGGACUGCUGCAGAAUCUGCUGCUUCUGGUCCAUCUCAGGCAGAUCGUAUGUGGUUCUGUCCGGUUUUCCGUCCUGGAGGAGCAGGAGCCUGGCACUUUCGUCGGGUCGCUUGGUGAACACUUCCCACCCCCGUACCAGCUCCUAAGCCAGGACUACCUGUCGAUGGACACAAACACCGGGAAUGUCUACACCACCGAGAAAAAGAUGGAUCGUGAGGCCCUGUGCCCCGAGGAGACAAAAGCAGAGGAAUGCAUCAUUCUGCUCUAUGCCAUUGUCAGGCCCUCAGGAGACCUUAUACAGUUCCCUGUGAUCAUAGAAGACAUCAAUGACAACACCCCUUGCUUUGAAAACAGUGACAUACACCUGAGGAUUUCUGAAGACGCGUCUGUGGGGACCAGUUUCUUAUUGGAUGACCAGGCUCAGGACAGGGACGCCGGUCUGAAUGGAGAACUACAGUACCACCUUGAAUAUUCUGAUGUUGAUGAUAAUGGAGUUUUCGGUUUAAAAGUCGAGGAAGACGGGCUUUUCAUCAUGCUGGUUGUCCAAACAGCCCUGGAUAGAGAGACUAAGGACCAGUAUCAGAUAGCGCUGGUUGCCACUGACCGGGGCGCCGGCCCUUUAAGUGCUACAGCAACUUUAACAGUCACGGUGACAGAUGUUAACGACAACUGUCCGCGCUUUAGCAGUGACAGCCCGAGCAGUGUCACCAUCCCCGGAGAUUCCCCGAAGAACAUGCUGGUGGCUCAGGUCAGAGCCGCAGACCCAGAUUUAGGCCUGAACGCUGCCAUCGCUUAUUCCCUCAGUCCCAAAGUCUCCGAGCGGGCCAAGAAGCUCUUUAGCCUCGACAGCCACACUGGGUACAUCACACUAACACAGGACCUCUGGAGUGACAACUCCGAGGAGCUGGUGUUAAAAGUGUUAGCUAGCGGCCAUCACUGCCCCCCAGCAGACACUCAGGUAACGGUGCGUGUGCUCCCCAAGGCGACCCAGGAGCUGACGAUCAAGAUCGGGUUCAUAGUGGAGCAUGAAAACCAGACGAUGGUGUUACCGGAGAACCAGCCCCCCACCGUCUUAGCUGUUCUAGAGCUGGAGGGUGACAGCAGCUUUAAAGGCUCGUCUCUUGCCAUCGAGGGCGAAGUGCCUUUCACUUUGAGCCCGCAGAAUGGCAAAUAUCUGCUUUCCACAUCAAAGCCCCUAGACUACGAGUUGAAAAGCGAACAUCAGAUUUCUGUGAUCGUCCACAGGAGAUCAGGGGAAGUGUCUGCUGUUACUCCCUCAAGGCAGGUGCUCAGGGUAAAGGUGGCAGACGUCAAUGACAAUCCUCCGCAUUUCCCCCAGUCUCAUUACCAGCUGGAGGUGGUGGAAAACAACCAGCCAGGAAUGCCACUGCUGCAGGUCUCAGCUUCAGACGCAGACAGCGGAAACAACAGCAGGGUGACCUACACGCUGGACAAACACACAUCUACCAUCUUUAACAUUGACCCUGUGACAGGUCAGCUGUCUGUGUCGGCCUCUCUUGACAGGGAGCAGCAGGCUGCACACAACCUCACCUUGUUUGCACGAGACAGCGGCUCUCCUCCCUUGGAGUCCGUGACCACGGUGUCCAUCCGUGUUCUCGACCAGAAUGACAAUGCACCUGUUUUCCGAACCUCGCACUUCAUCUUUUUCGUCCCAGAGAAUGUGCCGCCCUUCACCCAGGUGGGAAGAGUUGGGGUGACCGACCCAGAUGAAGGGGAGAACGGGAACACAGAGCUGCGUGUUGUAAACAGCAGUGGAACCUUUGUUGUGGACAACGGCCAGGGGACGCUUCGCACCAACACAAACUUGGACCGCGAGACAGAGGGCCACUACGAACUCUACCUGCUGGCCAGCGAUCACGGGCACCCGGUGGCUUUGACGUCCAGUGCCAGGGUGACUAUCUUUGUGCAGGACAUCAAUGACAACCAGCCAAAAGUAAUCCUUCCCAGCAGUAACUCCUCAUGCCUGACCGUCUCGCCCUCUGCGGUGGCAGGCAGCACGGUGACAAAGAUCCAUGCCAUCGAUGAGGACUCUGGGCUGAACUCAGAGAUCACGUACACCGCCGUGGCGCCAGAGUCGGUGCAGAGCAGCAGCCCUUUCCAGGUGGACUCAAGGUCAGGGAACAUCACCUUAGCUCAGCGGCUUCUACAGAAGGACCUCGGAAUGCAUCACCUGUUCAUUGUGGUGAGAGACGGGGGGAAACCGAUUCCUCUCUACAGCACUGUCUGGGUUAAUCUGCUGGUCAACGACAGCACGGAGCCCUGCCACUUGGACCGGGCCCCCACCUGGACGGGGACACAGCAACUGGCUCAAACCCCCCCACGGGCCCCCAUGUGUGAAGUGGAGUCUCCGUCAUCUGCUCAGCUCACAUUGUUGGCAGGCGUGGGUUUAAUGCUGACAUCCGCAUGUUUGCUUUCGGUGACAGUCGCUUUAUACCUGAAACAGAGGAGAGGAAGAGCGCGGCGGAAGACGAGCGAAGGGUUUGAGGAGAAUAACAUUCCGCUCAGGCACAAAGACAAAUAUUACUCCGAUGAAUAA
Limanda limanda (common dab) is the source of this 2606-nucleotide messenger RNA. RefSeq names its product protocadherin 20 (gene pcdh20l). The transcript is spliced from 2 exons. Gene Ontology annotation, biological process: homophilic cell-cell adhesion. The record is from RefSeq and is a predicted model, not a curated record. Bases 15 to 2606 code for a protein of 863 amino acids. NCBI's taxonomy places the organism in Eukaryota, Metazoa, Chordata, Actinopteri, Pleuronectiformes, Pleuronectidae. Gene Ontology annotation, cellular component: plasma membrane. Gene Ontology annotation, molecular function: calcium ion binding.